This is a messenger RNA of Anastrepha obliqua, 3285 nucleotides long. Its product is annotated as polynucleotide 5'-hydroxyl-kinase NOL9. The record is from RefSeq and is a predicted model, not a curated record. Bases 70 to 3234 code for a protein of 1054 amino acids. Gene Ontology annotation, cellular component: nucleus. The transcript is spliced from 4 exons. NCBI's taxonomy places the organism in Eukaryota, Metazoa, Arthropoda, Insecta, Diptera, Tephritidae. Gene Ontology annotation, molecular function: polynucleotide 5'-hydroxyl-kinase activity. Gene Ontology annotation, biological process: cleavage in ITS2 between 5.8S rRNA and LSU-rRNA of tricistronic rRNA transcript (SSU-rRNA, 5.8S rRNA, LSU-rRNA).
UUUCAUUGUGCACGUUUUCAAUUUAUCUAUGAUUUGUAGAUCAGCGCUAUAAAUAUUGAAUAUUUUAUAAUGAAAACUCAAAAGAGCAAUACUCAAGAUAAUAAAUUGCGGCAAAGACUUAAGACACUUUUUAAGAAAGAAAAUGUAAAGUUGAAUGGUCAAUGUAAUACUCCGGACAAAAAGAUUGGUUUGAAUACCAAACAUCUUCAGCCGGAGUCCUUGAAAGGAAAGAAGAAUUUUAAGACUCCUAAUGAAGAUAUUCCCCCCAAGAAAAAACGCAAACUCGUGCAAAGCGAAUUAAAAAAGAAGGCGGAUUCUAAUUCUGAAUCGAAAAAACUGAAAAUAAAAACCAAACCAGUUACUAUUCAGGACCGUGGUAACGAAAAAGCCAAAUCAAAUCAGCAGGGCCUAAAAUGCGCAAAUGGCACUGCAGGUAAGAAAGAGAAUAAGUGCUUGCAAAAUAAUGAAGUUCAUUUGCCAGUAGUGCAGUGUUUAGGAAGUAAAAAUGGCAGAUAUCCUGAGAAGGAGGAGAGCAAUGUUUUCGUAGAAGACGAAGAGGAUUACAGUUUUGAUGAUUCUGAAUAUGAUGACGAAUUUGACAGCUAUAGUGAUGAUUAUUCAUCAGAUAGUGAAGAUCAUUUUCAAGAAACCGAUAGCUGCGACGAUGAGGAAUUUGAUUAUUCUGAUUCCGACUAUGAUAACCCAUUUGGAUCCGAAACUUUUUCAGAAACUGACCCUGAUUAUGAACUUCCUCAACAUAUUCCAGAAGAUCUAAUCAUACACAAAGGUACAGCACAGAAAUACGACCUCGACAAUAAUGAAGCCCUAAAUUUCGAUAGUGACAAUGAUAAUCCACAAAUUUAUGAAUUGAGAGCGGAAAGUACAGUUAAAGUAAUAAAACAACCAGAGGUUUAUGAAAAAAACGCAUUGUUAAAGUUGAACGAAAAUCGCGUUUACAUGAGGGAGCCCUGCGUAAAACAAAAUUCUUUGGAAAACAGUGAAAAUGAAUGCCCAGAAUUAGUACCAAUAACGAAUAAAGAUGCGUUCCAACUAUAUAGUUCCGAAUCUGAUUACAGCGGUUAUGAAGAGAUUAGCAGCGAUAGUUCCAUUCCUGAAGAGGAUAUAAACCAAAAGUACAUUAAUUUCGGACAGAACCUUGGCAGAGACUUUGUUAGCGAAAGAAUUAAAGGGAUGAAAAAGCUAAAAUCAGUUUUUAAUAUGGAUAUCAUUAAUGUUAAAAACUGUAUUCCUCUGCCAACAAGUAACAUUAGGGAUAUGAAUAUGGUUGAAAACGAAGAUGGAACUGAAAUUAAAACUGCUAAAGUUCCAUCAAAUAUUGAAGAUAGCGUAUUGAUUACUGUAAGAAUCUGUGAUGCUGACCAAACUAUUUUCGAAGAGGGAACUCGAGACCUUAAUGCAAUUCAUGAAACACAAUGUGUUAGUGAAGAAAAGAACGUUGAUGCGAGUAUCAAUUAUCUUCCACAACAGCCAGCAACCUCAGAUAUAAGCGCGAUUUCUGGACCAGAAACAUUAUCACAAAGUAUAAAACAUUUGCAAAAAUCAAUACGUGUUACCCAAGAAUAUACAAAUUUUAGAACAAAAUUUUUUAAUGCAGUCAACUCUAAUCUUGUACUCGUACUGGCGAAGGAUCCUUUCUAUUUAUAUGGAACACUUUGUAUGACUCUUCUAGCCGGGAAGGUCGAAAUAUAUGGCUAUUCUCCACGUCUUAAUGAGGAGUGUGAGAUAUUCUCACCGCGUGGUUGCUGUAGUGUGCAAAUAACUACCCUUCCAUGUGUUCCAGUUGACAAGGAUGAGGAAAUUCGUAUUAACUUAAAACCCCUCCAGUCAUCUUUUAGUUCCAGUGAUUUGGAAAGUAUUGAAAAGGAGUUUGAAAGUUCUCGAGAUGCGGUACUACUUUUAAAUCGUAACACUCGCCGGAAGAAAUUGAAAAAUAUUUUCAAAAAAUAUAUGAACGAAAAUGUAUUUCCUAACAUGAAUUCUAUACAGCCAGACCGACCGUUUUAUGCGAGUGAAUACCUACUGGAUUGCGUUAUAAAUACUGAAACUGAAAGGGAAUUACGCGUGCCGCAGGAGUGGCGAAAUUUAUACUUUACUCCAAAAUCUAAGGUAUUACUAGCUGGUGGAAAGUCUGUGGGGAAAUCUACUCUUUUGCGUUACCUUCUAAACUGCCAGUUAGAGCAUUGUGAACGCGUGCUUGUUAUUGAUUUGGAUAUUGGACAGGCGGAACUCUUUAUACCGCAAACUGUUUCUUGUACUGUUUUAUCUCAACCGUUACUAGGACCUGGAUUUUUUCAUAAUCACCAACCCACUCGUGCGUACGUUGUGGGUCACAGCAAUAUAGUACUUUGCGCUCAGGCGUAUGUACGCGCAAUAAAAAAACUGAUUGAUUUCUGCUAUUCGAAGGAAGAAUUCGCAGAAAUACCUUGGUUGGUCAACACAAUGGGCUACAAUAAAGGAUUUGGUAUGGAGUUAAUGAGUGUUAUAAGUCAGUUAAUCAGGCCCACUGAUAUAGUACAACUGCAAAGCAAUAGAGACAUUAAUAAUUUUGAUGAAUUGUUGUACCCACAUGUGCUGGCUAGGAUACCACGAAACAUAUAUACAAAUCAUGAGUUUCAAUAUACUGAUAAACCUUUUGAGAUUGAUUAUCGACUGCACGUUUUAUGUUCAGCCAUAUUACAGGAAAGUAGGUAUCAGCGAGAUUGGGAAAUGAGUGCCAAAGAUUUACGUUAUGUAACGUUUUUAUCACGCCUAAGUGACGUACUCCAGGGCAAUGCUGAGUGGCUGACGGACUGCGUGCCAUAUAGUGCGCUAAUUGAAAAUCUUCACAUAGUCAAUAUGGUUUGCAAUGAAUCUACGCGCGAAGAGUCAAUUCACGCACUUGAAGCUAAUAUAGUUUAUUUGUGUCGAAAAGAAGGCGAAAAUAGUGGUCCAGUUGAAUGCGUUGGCAUUGGAAUCGUACGAGCUAUUGAUCUUGUGAGAGUAUAUUUGCUGCCCGCAAUGGCUUAUGAUUACUUAAAAGAAGUCAAUUGUUUGGCUUUGAGCGAAAUGCCACUGCCUUCGUCUUUGUUCUUAAAUCAAGGGCCAAAAGUGCGUGGGAUGUCUGCUUUUCUUUACAACACUGUUGAUGCCAGGACUUCAAAGUCUAUUAAACAAAUCUAUCGACGUCCAUCACAUUUUCUCUCAGGGAAACAUAAAAAUGUGCUUAAUGAUUAGCAUGGACUUUAAUAAUUUUUAAUGUAAAUGAAAAUAAACUGCAAAAUUCUA